AAAAAAACUAGUUUAGGUUCCAAAUCUCGUUCUCGGCCAUAUAAAUACCCAAACCUGGCUGCAAGCCAAUUCAGUAUUGCCAUGAACUUGGAGCGAUGAGGCAAAUGCAUAGAAUUUUGAAGUUGUUAACAAUUUUGGGAGUUUUCAUUCACUCCAGUCAUGCUGGCAGCACAAGCUGUGGCUGUGCCCCUGGUCCACCGGGUUAUCCGGGAGAUAAAGGUCCCCCAGGUUAUCAGGGUCCACGCGGUGAUGUAGGCUCUAUGGGUAAUCGGGGACCCACUGGACCCCAAGGUCCCCAGGGACCCAGAGGCGAAACGGGUGAUCGAGGAGUACAGGGAGAUUCAGUACCCGUCGCACAAUACGAACCGGGUUUACCAGGUCUCCCAGGACCACGGGGACGUUGUGGUUGUCCCAAUAAUCGUUUCAAUCAAUUUGCCAAUAGAUUUUCACCCUAUGACAGCCAACAAUCGCCGGAUUAUGGCGAUGGCUAUUCGGAAUAUAAUACGGGAGAUUAUUAUCUAACCGAUAAUAGGGGAUAUUUGAAUUAUUUGGGUCAAAGGAUACCACCGCAACUUAUGCAGCACACUACCACCACAACGACGACGACAACUACGCCACCACCUCCCAUAUCGGAUAUAAUGUUUCCCCACCGGCUGGCUGGCCUUUCCAGUGGUCUCUAUAUGUUGGAUGCCAAUGGUGUUUUGGCACCAUUUCAACCUAGCAAUCCAUAUGAGCUUUUUGCCAUGGCAGAACCGAGCACAACCACCACAACGACGACCACAACAACUACACCACGGCCCCAUCAUGAGUCCAGCACCAUGGUCAAUGAUAAAGUCUAUAUUUUAGGUCCAAAAGGUACGCUAAUUCCAUUGGAGGUAUUCGGCAUUCACAAGCCCAAACAAUAUCAGCGGAAACCGACUAGAAUGGUUAGUAGCUAUAACAAGUGGUUACGUGGCAUGUUAAUGGGUGAAAUAUUGCCGGAUUAUGGCGAAAAUGAUGGGGAAACUGCACCUGUUGAGGAUGAUGAUGAUACUGAGGGUGGUGAUGUCUUCGAUGAUGGAGAUCAAUAACGUUUUUUGAGAAAUAUUUAUUUAAUAAAA
Messenger RNA from Musca domestica (house fly), 1100 nucleotides. Its product is annotated as collagen alpha-1(XI) chain-like. The transcript has 2 exons. NCBI's taxonomy places the organism in Eukaryota, Metazoa, Arthropoda, Insecta, Diptera, Muscidae. Bases 96 to 1070 code for a protein of 324 amino acids. The record is from RefSeq and is a predicted model, not a curated record.